Molecule: messenger RNA, 2050 nt
Organism: Aedes albopictus (Asian tiger mosquito)
Lineage: Eukaryota; Metazoa; Arthropoda; Insecta; Diptera; Culicidae
Product: leucine-rich repeat-containing protein 47
Exons: 3
Coding region: 232-1836 (534 amino acids)
Biological process (GO): phenylalanyl-tRNA aminoacylation
Molecular function (GO): protein binding; phenylalanine-tRNA ligase activity; RNA binding
Source: RefSeq, a predicted model, not a curated record
AUCGGCGACAGUGUUGUUUACGUUCUGCCGCAUGGUGCACACCCCGCUUUUCUUCCCAAAAUAUUUCCGCGCAGAUUAGUGCAAGUUCGUUCCCGUUCGCUGAGCUCUCGUCGUCGCCAAGUUGCACAAAAUCGCGUCAUAGUCUAUAAUCUAAUUUCAUCAUCUUGUGUGGUUGGUUAAUAUUAAUAAACAUCGUCAUCAAAACUAGCAAGACAUUCAGACUAUAUCGAUAUGUGGCACGAAGUGCAGCUGGCCAAGGAGGAAAACCGCCGGGAGCUGGUGCUCUCGGGGGCUGCCAUCCGAAAGCGAUUCGAGGAGAACGACGGCAACCUGGACGAGACCGUUUACCAGCUGAGUGCCCUCAACCUGCUGGACAUCAACGAUACACCGCUGCGGGACAUUUCACCCAAGAUUGCCAAUCUGGAACAUCUGCAGUCGUUGAUUCUGUUCCGGAACCAAAUCGCGUCGGUACCGGUGGAGAUUGGACGAUUGGCGGCGCUCAAGGUGCUGGAUUUGUCCGGCAAUCAGAUUGAGACGCUCCCGAUUGAGUUGGGACAGCUGAAAGCACUGACGACGAUCAAUCUAUCGGGGAACAAGCUCAAGCAGGUGGAUCUGGGCCAGCUGGAGUGGUUGACGGUGUGCAACUUGUCCUCGAACCAGCUGGAGGAAUUCCCGGUGCUACCGUGCGGAAAGGAGGCACAACAUCUGGCAGAGGUAAACUUGGAGAAAAAUCACAUCAAAGAAAUUCCGGUGACGUUGGUCAAUCAAACGAGCCUGAAGACGUUGAACGUGGCUGAUAACAAAAUUGAAUUGGCUCCAAAAUUUUUGGUCAAAUGUCCAAAGUUGAAAGAAAUCAAUCUCAAGGACAACCCCCUGAAGGACAAACGAUUGAAGAAGCUGGUGGAGCAAUGUCGCAGCAAACAGGUCCUAGAUUACGUGGAAAAGAACGGCUACGUCGCUCCUAAGUCCGAAACCGACACCAAUGCCGAAAACAGUCUUCCAGAGCCGGAACCAGCGCCGGAAGUGGUGGACGUUCGACAGCGAAUCACAAUUAUCAAAGCGCCGGAAGAUGGUCGUAAAGUGAGCUUCACAGCGGAAGCGAAAUCUCUGCGACCAUACGUAGCCCAUUGCAUCGUGCGGGACUUCGACGUGGGCAACAUGAAGAAAUUCCUUCAGCUGCAGAAUGACCUCCACGACAACGAGUGCGGGAAGCGCGAAUUGGCCACCAUUGCUACCCAUGAUUUGGCCAAAAUCAAGGGAAACAUCCGCUACCGAGCGGACCUAGCCGAACAGAUCGAGAUUACGCCUCUGGGAGCGAAGGUCAAAUCAACGGCGGCCAAGUAUUACGACGGAUUGAAGCAGCAGGCGGAGAUCAUUCGAAAGGAGAAGAAACGGAGCACCUACUCCGGUGUGUACAAAUUCAUCAACCUUCUGGAGGGAAAAGUUUUUGUUUUCUUCGAUGACGAGGAGAAAGUGAUCAGUCUGCCACCGUUGACGAACUGCGACGAAACGAAAAUAUCGCCGGAGACCAAGCAAAUGCUGCUCGAGGUGACCAGUUCCGUUAGCUUGGAAGUCUGCCAUCGGGUUAUGGUGGCACUCAUCAAGAAGAUGAUCCUGAUGGAUGUUCAGGUGAGUCGAGCUGCGCCAGAGGGGAAGAAGAAAGCGAAGGGAGCAAAGGGGCCAUCGACCACUGUCUUGACUUACGACCGAUCGGUGGAGAUGGUCAUCGAGCAGGUUCGACAGUACGAUGCCGAAGGGAACUUCCACUCGGUCUUCCCGGGCCGAGCGGAUUUGGUUUUCCCCGAGGAGGAGAAGAUCGACGUCGAGUUCAAGUGAGACACGAAAGAACCGGAUGUUUUUGUUACCUAAAACCUCUCUACCACAUGUUUGAUAAGUAAUUGAAUUGAAAAUUACCUGCUAUUUAAGUUAACAUUUCACAACGAACACAUACCCAAAGCCACGAAGUAUCAGUACUACUAAUAAUUAAUAAUCACUGUUGUUACAACGAUUCGAGAAUUUACUGCGAAGCAUUACAAUUUUUCGAAACAUC